Acanthisitta chloris (rifleman) is the source of this 660-nucleotide messenger RNA. It is a transcript of the gene TMEM222, whose product is annotated as transmembrane protein 222. The transcript is spliced from 5 exons. Lineage: Eukaryota; Metazoa; Chordata; Aves; Passeriformes; Acanthisittidae. Bases 19 to 426 code for a protein of 135 amino acids. The record is from RefSeq and is a predicted model, not a curated record.
UUCCCAAUCAUUGGCCACAUGGGGAUCUGCACAUCCACCGGAGUCAUCCGGGACUUCGCAGGGCCAUAUUUUGUCUCUGAAGACAACAUGGCAUUUGGGAAACCAGUGAAGUACUGGAAACUGGAUCCCAGCAAAGUAUAUGCCACUGGUCCCAACGCCUGGGACACAGCCGUACACGAUGCCUCGGAGGAGUACAAGCACCGGAUGCACAACCUCUGCUGUGAUAACUGCCAUUCCCACGUGGCUCUGGCCUUAAACUUGAUGAGAUAUGACAACAGCACCUCCUGGAACAUGGUGAAACUCUGCUUCUUCUCACUCCUCUAUGGGAAAUAUGUAAGCAUAGGAGGCUUUGUGAAGACUUGGCUGCCCUUUGUCCUCUUCCUGGGGGUGAUUGUGACCGUUGUUCUCACCCUUCACCUGCGGUGAUGGCAGCUCUGAACUCCCCAAUCCGUGAGCACACGAAGGAAGAAACUGUGACUGAUCCCGCGGGAUGGAGGCCUGGGACUCUGGGAGCCCUUUUCCAGGGAAAGUGGCAACUCCACUCCAUUGUAACAGCUCCUCUUUGUUUCCUGGAAAUGGCUUCUUUUCCUCCUGUUUUUGUUCUGUCAGUGGUGUCUCCCAGUGUCAGGAAGGUCCUGCUCUCUCCCUUUCUGCAGCUGG